Messenger RNA from Prunus armeniaca (apricot), 576 nucleotides. Lineage: Eukaryota; Viridiplantae; Streptophyta; Magnoliopsida; Rosales; Rosaceae. The record is from the annotation of a GenBank genome assembly.
AUGGCCACCACCUCGUUCCUCUCGAGCUUGAAGUACUCAGACGGCCUAACAGUGGUGGGCAUCUCGUUCUGCACCGCCAUAGUCUGCGAGGCGAUCUCAUGGGUCCUCAUCUACCGCACCAACUCCUACAAGUCCCUCCGCUCCUCCAUUGACAAAGCCGCGAAGAAGCUCGAGACCAUGAAGACCGAUCCGGCCAUCAAAAUCGCCAAGAAGUCCAAGACCAAGAAGAUCGACCGGGUAGAGACGAGCUUGAAAGAAUCGAGCCGCGACCUCUCGCUCUUCAAGUUCAAAUCCGGCGCCGUCGUCGCGCUCGUGCUGUUCGUCGUCUUUGGGCUGCUCAACUCGCUGUUUGAGGGGAAGGUGGUGGCCAAAUUACCGUUUAAGCCCUUUGGGUUGGUGAUGAAGAUGAGCCACAGAGGGUUGCAAGGGGAAGAUUCGACGGACUGUUCGAUGGCGUUUUUGUACUUCCUCUGCUCGAUUAGCAUUCGGACAAAUUUGCAGAAGUUCUUAGGCUUCUCGCCUCCGAGAGGUGCCAGUUCCGGGUUGUUCCCCAUGCCCGACCCGAAAACCAAUUGA